Messenger RNA from Exserohilum turcica Et28A, 567 nucleotides. RefSeq lists its product as uncharacterized. The record is from RefSeq and is a predicted model, not a curated record. Gene Ontology annotation, biological process: nucleolar large rRNA transcription by RNA polymerase I. Gene Ontology annotation, cellular component: RNA polymerase I core factor complex. Gene Ontology annotation, molecular function: RNA polymerase I transcription regulatory region sequence-specific DNA binding; RNA polymerase I general transcription initiation factor binding. NCBI's taxonomy places the organism in Eukaryota, Fungi, Ascomycota, Dothideomycetes, Pleosporales, Pleosporaceae. The transcript has 2 exons. Bases 6 to 518 code for a protein of 170 amino acids.
CCGAAAUGUCCGGCUUUCCCUCUCUCCAACCUGCCUUUACGGUCCAGGUCGCAAUCGACCUACCAAUGCAGGUCGGUACUCAGACGGGCUCCCAACUGGCCAUUAUACCCAUGACGAGCGGCACCGUGAAGAGCGAGCCAGGCUUUGAGCCGAAACUUGACGCCGAGCUGCAUGGAGUUGGAUAUGAUUACAUUCACAACGACGCUGAUGGUGCGAACAUGAGGCUGGAUGUGAGAAGUCAGCUCAAGAACCACGACGGAACUCUUUUGGCAAUGUAUUACAAGGGCCACGUCAAGGUUACCCCAGGUGUUGCGGCAUUGUUGGCUCACAGUCCGGAUGCGACAACGACUGACUUUGGAGAUGUGUUUACCAACUUUUCGUUUGAGACUGGCAACCCAGCUUAUGCUGCGCUGCAGAAUGGGGUGUAUGUUGCUGCUGGACAUUUCAUUAAAGAGAUACCAGGAAAACAGGGACUCACGGUCGAGUACAAGGUUAGCAAGGUUGUAUACAAUGCGUAGACCUCUUGUGGUCUAGACAUUGAGUGCUCACCAGAAUCGAAUAUCUGAA